AUGCCGGGCACACCGACGCAUGUGCUUUUUGAAAGCGCCGUCGGCCUUGCUUUGUUCAAGGUCGAACAGGUCGAAAGCAUUGGGUCACAGACCAAGCAAGUCCAAGAAGCUAUGGAUGAUCUUCCCUCAUUUGGAAAGAUGGUCAAGCUCGUCAGCUUCAGCCCAUUUAAGAGUGCGCCUGAUGCUUUGCAAGGUGCUCUCGAUAUCUCAGAGGGCAUUGUGAACGAGCAUCUCAAAUCCCUACUGACUCAGAACCUGCGCCCAGAAGGAAAGAAGGUCAAAGGCAUAGGGCUCGGUGUGUGUGACCGUAACUUGGCUAGCUCCAUCGUCGGCGAGUUGGGUAUCCCUUGCGAUACUGGAGAGACAUCGCAGGAGCUUGUGCGUGGUGUACGUCUGCACGCCGAAAAGUUACUCAAGGGCAUGGCCGAGGGUGACUUGGCUCGUGCUCAGCUUGGUCUUGGUCACUCAUUUUCUCGCUCCAAGGUCAAGUUUAAUGUGAACCGCAGUGACAACAUGAUCAUCCAGGCCAUCGCACUUCUUGACACACUCGACAAGGACGUCAACACUUUCGCCAUGCGUGUGCGUGAAUGGUACGGCUGGCACUUUCCUGAGCUCGUGCGUAUCGUGCCAGACAAUAUCACAUACGCUCGUCUCGCCCGAUACAUUAAAGCCAAAGAGAACCUCGGUGAAAAUGAUCUAGAAGAAAUGGCAGAAAUCCUCCAGGGCGAUGAAACAGCUGCCCACAAUGUGCUUGAUGCCAGUCGAGCCAGCAUGGGUACGGAAAUUGGCGAACUUGAUAUGAUCAACAUAGAAAACUUUGCUGACCGUGUUGUUCGACUUGCCGAGUACCGCAAAAACAUGCACGACUAUCUUGUGGAGAAAAUGCAUCUUGUCGCGCCAAAUCUCUCAGCCCUUCUUGGCGAGGUCAUUGGCGCUCGUCUGAUUUCGCACGCCGGCUCGCUGACGAACUUGGCCAAGUAUCCUGCGUCGACAGUGCAGAUUCUUGGUGCUGAAAAGGCUCUGUUCCGUGCGCUUAAGACGAAGGGGAAUACGCCUAAAUACGGCUUAAUUUACCAUGCGUCUGCCAUUUCGCGCGCCGCGCCGAAAAAUAAGGGUCGCAUGUCUCGUUUCCUCGCGAACAAAAUCAGCAUUGCAUGCCGAAUCGAUUGCUUCUCAGAUGCUCCAUCUACCAAGUUUGGUGAAGUCCUCCACAUGCAAGUGGAAGAGCGACUCGCUUUCUACGAAACAGGCAAGCCCACGACAAAGAACAGCGACGCCAUGCGCAAGGCUAUUGCCGCGAUGGAAGAGGCCGCUGGCGAUUUGAUGGAUGUCGAUGGCGAUGAUGAUGAUGGUGAAGACCAUGAGGACCAAGACGGUAGUGACGACAAAGAUGUCGAGGACAAUAAGGAUGCGGAUGAUGAUGAAGACAGCGACGACGGGCCAGCUGAGAAGGAGAAGAAGAAGAAGACUUCGUCCAAGGCAUCAUCAAAGGCUGAGAAGAAGAAGAAGAAGGACAAGAAGAGCAAGAGCAAGGCUAGUGACGUCGAAAAGGCCGCGAAGAAGGCAGCGAAGAAGGCAGCGAAAGAGGGAAAAGAAGGAAAGGAUAAGAAGAAGAAAAAGAGCGCAUAG
Molecule: messenger RNA, 1629 nt
Organism: Malassezia globosa CBS 7966
Lineage: Eukaryota; Fungi; Basidiomycota; Malasseziomycetes; Malasseziales; Malasseziaceae
Exons: 1
Coding region: 1-1629 (542 amino acids)
Cellular component (GO): small-subunit processome; box C/D methylation guide snoRNP complex
Molecular function (GO): snoRNA binding
Source: RefSeq, a predicted model, not a curated record